Messenger RNA from Cuscuta campestris, 4400 nucleotides. NCBI's taxonomy places the organism in Eukaryota, Viridiplantae, Streptophyta, Magnoliopsida, Solanales, Convolvulaceae. The record is from the annotation of a GenBank genome assembly.
CCCUACUCGGCUACUCUGAAAGAUCUCACAUUCUCACCCUAUGUCCCAAACCAAUUUGAGCAUCUUAACCGCGGUCCUGUGAACGAGUGUGGAGCUUCCUAGCUUUCCCUAUCGCCAUCUCCGUCAUUCAUCUUCACCCGAAAAUAUAACCAGAAGCCUACUGGCUACCUGCAGGCUGCAGCGAGGCACCACGAUCCAACAUCACCGCCGGAUUCAUAUCCGCCUACUUCUUCCGAACAUCUACACCGAGCUCUUAUUCCGUGUGGGAUGCAUUCUCCGCAUCUUUGGCGUGUCCCUGCUUCGUUGUAAUCUCCAGUUGCUCGAGGAGUGCUCGUUUUUCAUCUUACCGCUGCAACUCAUAUGAACAUUUUGGUUCACCAUCCGGUGUGGGUAUGACCUGUCCAAGUACCGAAGACAGGGCAAAUCGUUUGCUGCCUUGUGAAGUUGGUGAUACUUCACACGAAGAUAAAGGUUGCCCUACGCAUCCUUUACCUUCACAGGUCACUGGAUGGAUGUAUGUUAAUCAACAAGGUCAAAUGUGUGGUCCAUACAUACAUGAACAGUUAUAUGAGGGGUUGUCCACGGGUUUCUUGCCCGAUGAACUUCCUGUAUAUCCUAUCUUUAAUGGGGCACUUGCUAGUCCAGUGCCCUUGAAGUACUUUAGUCAGUUUCCAGAUCAUGUUGCCACGGGCUUUGCAUAUUUAAACACAGCAGUAUCUGGUUCAAGUGGUCAUAACUCUCAAUCGAAGUCAGCUCAUUUUGAAAAACUUAUUUCAAAUCAUCAUAUGCUCACUGCUGAUUCUGUCACCCUUACAGCUCCACCACACUUGUACAUGCAUGGUGGAGAAUCUUGUUGGCUCUUUGAUGAUGAAGAUGGGAGGAAACAUGGACCACAUUCACUCGUAGAUCUGUAUACAUGGUGUCACUAUGGAUAUAUUAGGGAUUCAAUAAUGGUGUAUCGUUCUGACAAAACAUUCCAGCCUUGUACUUUACAAUCAUUACUAAGCACUUGGGUAGCAACGGUACCUGGAGAUGCAUCUUUGUCAACUGCCGUUUUGCAGGAGGAUGUCUCUCUACAAGGCUUUGUUACUCAAAUAGCUGAAGAACUAUGUUCGCAGCUUCACUCAGGGAUCAUGAAAUCUGCUCGUAGAACUGUGCUCGAGGAAAUCAUUAGACAAAUAAUUUCAGUGCAUGUCGCAACUGAAGAAGACAAGCAAGUUAGGAGUGAAAAUCUUGACAAAUGUGUUAACUCAUAUUCUGAGGAUAGCACAAUGGGUAAGGAUGAGAAAGGUAUUGCCUGUGAGAAUAGACCAGAAACGUCUGAUACUGAUCAUCAGAAACCUUGUGUGGCUGAGGUUGCUUUAAUGUCCCGGCAAUGCACAAAAUCUGUUGGAGAUUAUCAGAAUUUUUGUGCUGCCUAUACAGUUGUUUGCAGAAUACUUUAUGAGGCAUGCAUGCAAGUCAUAUGGAAUGCUGUCUUUUAUGAUCUCACAGCAGAUUAUUCGUCUGUAUGGAUGAAAAGAAAGCGCUCAUCAGAUCUCCAGGCAUUGGUGGAAUCAAGUACUUUUUUGGAGUCUUCACUUGUACACUACCCAAAGUUACAUACUGAAGCUUUAAAAAAGGACCACUCGUCAGAUUGUAGAAUUGAUUACCCUCCAGGUUUUGAGCAGUUACAGCAAGGCAACUCAUCUGGUUGUGAAAUCGAUUACCCCCCAGGUUAUGAGCAGGUGAUGGAGAUACAUGAUGUAUGUUUAAUUUUACCAACAAAGUGUUUGCAUACUGCUGAUGAAGAAGUGUCAUGUAGAGGCAACAUGUUACUAGACCACACAAAAAUUGAUGACAUAGGAUCUAUCCAUGAUAGUGUAUUGAAUGAUCUGCACAUGUCUGCCAAGAUCUCAUUGGAAAAUCAUUUCAUGGAUCUCAUUUACAAGGAAGCGGUUAAAAAUGCUGAUGGCCCCUCAAAGGAUGUCCAGCAUAAUAAGGUUGUGGAGAACUCUAAAUUGCAUGAUGAUGAUCACCCUUCAAGUCAAAAUGGUUCUGACGUGAUUUUUAACUCAAAGAAAUUGCUUUCUGGUGGUUUUGAGAUUUGUGAUCCAUUAGCUGGAUCAUUGAAUGAUAACACUGUUACUAGAAAUGAGCCUUCUAUCUCAGAUGUAUUAUUAAGUUCAUUUCAGAAUUUUUUUGUCCACUUAGGUGAUGAAGUUGUUGAUGAGCUGCAACCACCCGAAUCUAGAAUAUUAUAUCCUGUACAAACUUCAAGACUAUCAAUCUUUAGGUAUCAUGAUUCUGUUUCAAAGAUCAUGUGGCAUAGUGUCCUGACAAUUUGUAGGCAAAAGAUACAUGAGAAUGUGCUGAGAGAUGUGGGGCUCUUUGUUGACAAAAUAAUUAAAAAAAUUCUCAAGGCUAUGCAUUCUUCAAAAAAACCAGAAGACUGUCAGGUUUCAAUUAUCAAGAUAGACCAACCGAAACAUGAUAAACUUGCGACAGUUAGAAAUCAAGUGGAGAUCAAAUCUGAGACAUCUUUGACUACAGGGAGAUGUAUUUAUCACCGUAAGAAAAGACCUGAUAAGAGAAAAUUGGAUUCUUUAUCUCAGUAUUUGACCAGCAGGGUUGAUGCACCUAAAAAGAAAUGUAUUGAUAAAUCAAAGAGGCGGUAUCCUUUGGGUGGGGUAUCCGAGAAUGCUACGCUUGGAAUACCUGUUAUGAACUCCAAAGAAACUCAACCCAAAUCCUGCAAUGAAUCACUUGAAACCUGCUCAUCAUUUCAUGUAAAUUCUAAUAAGAAAUCAGUGAAGGUUAAUGCGGUCACCAAAGGGUGUGAAAAUUAUGCAAACAGCAUUGAACAAAAAGCCUCUGUACUUGCUGAAAACACUUUCAGUGCUGAUAUUACUCAUAAUUUGAAUCUGGAUUUCCAAAAACAAGAAGUGCAAAUUGUAUCAGAAGCAAUGCCAAGAUCAACCAAGUUAGCAAAACCAGGGUUAGAACAACUAAAAGAUGAUGUGAAGUUGGAGAAAAUUCAGCUUGAUGCAGUUUCUUCGUCCAAUCAAGCAACAAAGAAUGAGGUUAUUGUACAAACAGGAAGUGGUAAAUCCAGGAAAAGGAAACGGUGCCCUCAAUCAGAUGGAUGUGCUCGCACGUCCAUUAAUGGGUGGGAAUGGCGUAAGUGGUCUUUGAGUGCGACUCCUGCUCAAAGGAUUCAGGUCAGGGGGAGUUGCUGUGUCGUUCUUCCUGUCAUUCAUGAUGGAAACAGUUCUCAAUCCUUAAAUGCCAAAGGAAUUUCUGCCAGAACUCACCGGGUCAAGAUGCGUAACCUUCUUGCUGCUGCAGAGGGAGCUGAUCUUCUAAAAGCAACUCAACUAAAGGCAAGGAAAAAACGUUUGUGUUUUCAGCGUAGUAAGAUACAUGACUGGGGUCUUGUAGCCUUAGAGCCAAUCGAGGCUGAGGACUUCGUUAUUGAAUAUGUUGGAGAACUUAUUCGACCCUGUGUAUCUGAUAUAAGGGAACGUAAUUAUGAGAAGACAGGGAUUGGUAGCAGUUACCUCUUUAGACUGGAUGAUGGUUAUGUGGUGGAUGCAACAAAGCGUGGGGGUGUUGCUAGGUUCAUCAAUCAUUCUUGUGAGCCUAAUUGCUACACAAAGGUCAUAAGCGUUGAGGGUCAGAAAAAGAUUUUUAUAUAUGCCAAGAGGCAUAUUGCUGCCGGCGAUGAAAUCACAUAUAAUUACAAAUUCCCUUUGGAGGAGAAAAAGAUCCCUUGCAACUGUGGUUCUAAGAGGUGUCGUGGCUCAAUGAACUAAGCCUUUUGUUGUGGGGGAUAAGUACCUGUUGACUAUGCAAAUGCUUGUAGAUAUCUCAGUGGCAGAUGAGUUCCCUCUUAAGAACUUAAAGUCGGUUGUCCUUUUUGUUAUGAUUUUCCCUCAGUUUUAGGCUUUUUUCUCAUUAAAGCUACAUUCUUUUGCCAUUCUAUGUAUGCCAUAUUCUAUUUAGAUAUGGAUAUGUUGUUAACUCCGGAAAUCACAAUGAAUCAUGUCCCUUUGUUUGCUGAUAUAUUAUAUGAAGUAUUGUAUGUUUAAUAGUCUCUGUAACAAUUCUAUAUUCCCUCUGUCCGCAUUUAGUUGUACACUUUCUAAAAGUUCCCAUUUGUUAGAAGUUGGUUUAAAAUGUCAUGUAAGUUUGUCACUCAAUAAUAUCAACAAUGUUCAUAUUCUAUUUCUAGGAUAUUUUAGCCAAUUCAGCAUAAUUUCUUAUUGAACGUGGAAAGUGGACAAUUAAUUCCGGAGGUAGUUUUUCUUUGAUUCUUUAAAGUAUUAAAUAAGUAUAGUAACUAUAGCAAACUGAUUAGGCAUCCGAUUCUUGCCUUCCUACAUUGAGACGAGUGGAGCCAUAGAGUUGAAGGUAUUAAU